This is a messenger RNA of Funneliformis mosseae, 438 nucleotides long. The record is from the annotation of a GenBank genome assembly. NCBI's taxonomy places the organism in Eukaryota, Fungi, Glomeromycota, Glomeromycetes, Glomerales, Glomeraceae.
AUGGCGAAUACUGAACGAGGUGGAUCAAUACGUGAAUAUAUUGAUGCUCGUAAAAAGGGAGGAAUGACGUGGGACGAAUUUCGUAAAUUAAAGUCGGAAGUUGAUGGACCGCAAUUCUCGGAAUAUGAACUAGUUCAGUAUCGGCAACAAUUGGAUGACGAAAGAGACGCUAAACUUAAAGGCGUAAGUGGUAGUAAGAGCCAUAGUCCUAUCGGAAAUAGAAAUUUUAGUGAAGAUGGAUAUUAUGAAGACUAUGAGAAACGUAGAAUGGAUGAUGAAGAUGUGCUUGAUGUUGAGAAGGAAAGACAUGAUAGGCACUCGAAACGUAAGGAAAGAAGUAGUAGCAUAGAACCAGUUCAGGAAGAAGAACAUACAGGAGAUACUCCUGUGCGACUAUCAGAAUUCCUAAAACAUGGAAGUAGUAGUUCAGAUGAAUAG